Molecule: messenger RNA, 1178 nt
Organism: Paramormyrops kingsleyae
Lineage: Eukaryota; Metazoa; Chordata; Actinopteri; Osteoglossiformes; Mormyridae
Product: heat shock protein beta-8-like
Biological process (GO): cellular response to unfolded protein
Cellular component (GO): cytoplasm; nucleus; protein folding chaperone complex
Molecular function (GO): protein homodimerization activity
Source: RefSeq, a predicted model, not a curated record
AAAAAGCACAACUUGUCAAUGUCUCACAACUUAGGCAAACUACAGGGGCCAAGUGACCCUAAACUCCGCCUGAGUAAAUCCCCUUAUAUAAAGUCGGAAAAGUGCGCGCGGUCAUUGCGAUCCCGCAAGCGAGGAGUUACAGCAGAAGUGCGGCACUACUGUAUAACUCAUAAACCCUGGCCGUGUGCGUUUAAAUCUUUUUACGCGUCAAUUCGACUUUUGGAAAGUUUCAUCUCGGCUUCCAGCAGCUUGAGGCUCGUUUACGGAUUACUUUAAAUAGCAGACAAGUAUAGGUUACGCAGUUUUUGUUAGUUUCCCGGUAGCAAUGGCAGAAGGACACUUUCACCCGCGGGCAAGGGCAAGGAUACCGAUGGAUCCGUUUGGGGAACAAUCGCUAGCCUCCCGGUUCAUGGAUGAUCAGUUUACCAUGCCGUCCUUCCCCGAUGAUCUGUCCAUGGACUGGCCGGCAUGGGCUCGCUCCCGACUCGGCUCUCCCUUCUCCAGCGGUCUGCGCUCGUCUUUCCCACGUACGGCCGGGGGCUCCGCGCCCGGGGGCGCCACACGGUACAGCGACCCGCCGGAGACUCCCGGAGACCCGUGGAAGGUCUGCGUAAACGUCAACAGCUUCAAGCCGGAAGAGAUAAGCAUCAAAACCAAAGACGGAUAUGUCGAAGUUUCUGGGAAGCAUGAAGAAAAGCAAAAUGAGGGAGGCACCGUGACAAAAAGCUUCAACAAGAGGAUCCAGAUCCCAGGCACCGUCGACCCCCUGGCGGUCUUCGCCUCCCUCUCCCCCGAGGGCGUCCUCAUUAUCGAGGCUCCGCACACCCCACCCUACUACCUCUUCAGCAGGGAUGCCGUCGGCACCAAGGGUGGAGAGUCAGAGCCCAGUGCUCAGGAGACACCCGUGGCUUGACACAGGGACGCGCGUAGCUCACACACGGUGGGACAAUGACAAAGACCUCACCGGCCCCACAAUCCUCGGUUCUAACCCCCACCAGCCAUCCUAUUAUAAUUACCUUUCUUUUCUGUUGGAAUCUGAAUGAAAUGGACUGUAAAAUAUGCAUCUUCCAUAUUCCUGAGAUUAUUAGAGUUUAUAAGUAAUUUGUGUUCUUUUUUACUGGUACGUAUAAUUGUGGUAUAUAAAUCUAUAUAAAUAAACAGUCAGAUGACUAAAUGAU